GUAUUCAGGUGGAGGAAGAAUCAACGGCGGUCGCUGUCCGCGUCAGCUAGUCGAGCCGUCCAAGAAACGAAGAAACCCAAACGCAAACUCGCAACCGCCGCCGGCCGCGGCCGCUGCGCCAAAUCGAUCAACCAACUCUGAUUCAUCCACCUUUUGAUCUCUCCUUCCCCUUGGCUUCUUCCUUCCUACCUCCACCGAAACUACGCAUCCACCUGGCCGUACCUUUCCCCCUAGAAAAUCCCCUUCCCCCGACUCGCCUGAUUCUUGCUUCUGGGUUUCUUGAUAAUUGAUAUGGACCAACCCGCCGCUUUCGCCCCGCCGCCGGCGCCGGCGCCGGUUCCCGUUGCUUGGUCCGUUGUCCCGGUGGAUUUCACGGUCUUCAAGAAGGGGACCGAGAUGGCGAUGCACGACGCGACCGGCCGCCUCGCGUUCCGCAUCGCCGGAGGCGGUGGCGGGGACGGGGGCACGGCGCUCUUCGACGGCACCGGUGGUGUCCUGGUCACCGUCAGGACCAGCGGGCAGGGCGAGUGGCAAGCAUUCAGUGGAAAUAGUAUGGAACAUAGACACAUCAUUUUCACUGCAAAAGUUAUGUCUGCUUCUUCAAGCCGAAAGGAGGUACAUGUAUUCAUCCCACCAAUAAGCAGCUUUGAAGGUUCAAAACCAAUCUACAGGCUCUUGGGAAGUACAUUCCGAAGAGCAUGCACAAUAAUAAAGGGGGACUCCAUCGUUGCUCAGACAAAUCUCUUGUAUAAACUCAAGAAGACUCUAUAUUCACGGCGUAAGUUCAGAGUGACUAUAUACCCUGGAAAUGAUAAUAUCCUCAUCAUGGCCAUGAUUAUGACCUUCUUUGUUGAAAAAUGACUGAAGAUAUAAAUGCCCACUGUGGUGAGAAAACUGAUGACUAACUCUGCCACCCCUGAAUCAUGUAUAUUUUUCUGAUUCUGGAUGAGUUCUUUCAUUUUUUAUGUCACUCACCAGAUGCUCUUAUUGAACCGACUGCUUUUGUAAAUAGCCUAAGUGUGCGUGGUUUCUAAAACCACUCAUUUAUUCUUCUUAAUAUAAUGACAUGCAGUUCUCCUGCGUGUUCGAGAAAAAAAA
This is a messenger RNA of Setaria italica (foxtail millet), 1098 nucleotides long. Its product is annotated as protein LURP-one-related 7. The coding region runs from base 292 to 861 and encodes 189 amino acids. The transcript is spliced from 3 exons. The record is from RefSeq and is a predicted model, not a curated record. NCBI's taxonomy places the organism in Eukaryota, Viridiplantae, Streptophyta, Magnoliopsida, Poales, Poaceae.